GUUUGUGUUACUGUGUGACGUCACUUUUGGAGAGGAAAUCGCCAGUCAUAACCAUCGGACCUCUGUGAAAUUGUCCGUGCUGCUAAAAUUAACUUCCUUAUUGCGCAAGUUUGUUGUCGGGAGAGGUAUAAGUCUGACAGAUCACCUGAACUUUUUUAGCCUAAAGUUCCGUUAACGACUGAACGCAAUAAUGUCUUCUUAUCCAAAAGAUCCAGCCUAUGGAAAAGCUCCGAAUGACCCAGCCUACCCACCUGGGCAUUAUGGGGCUCCCCCUGGAUACCCCUCAGCCCCACCUCCAUACUCGCACACUCUGGUAGGCCAGAACCCCGUACCCAUGUACGCUCAGCAGCAGCAGUACACUUACGCCGCAGCUCAAGCCCCUGCUGCUGCGUACCCUCCCGGCCAGCCCAUGAUGCACGGAGGGCCCGGUCCUGCUCCUCCAGCAUAUGGCUAUCAGCCGCAGGUUGCCAAUCCUGGCUACCCAGUCCAGCCCGGCUUCAGCGCCUACCCAGGUUAUCAGGUGGCAGCCAUGGCACAGUUUGAUUCCGGGGCUCGCUUUGACGGCAUUUCAUCGCAGAACAUUCCGCCUCCCCCUCCUGGCUGUGCCCCGAAUGCAGCCCAGAUGACGGCUUCUCAGGGUGGCCAGGUUUUCGCCACACAGAAGAAGGACAACUGGUUCACGGGGGGAAAAGGAGGCGGGGUCUCCUUCUGGUGAGAACCAGUUUGAAACUUCCUGAACGGCUCUGAACGAGGUCAGAUUCACACGAGGCUCGGCAAACGACGCUGGCUGCCUUCUCGUUGUGUCUGACUCGCAGAUGUCAAUGUGGUUUUUCUUUUUUAAUCUGUGAUGGACGGUCAAAUGUGUAUGUUUAUGAUUAGUAUACAUUCUAGCACGUGCAUAUAGAGGGAAAUUGGCCGGACUCGAGGAAUCAUUUUGUCAUGUACGAAUUUCUCGAUGUACGUGUGUUACAAAGUUUAUACACGUGUUUAAAUUUAUAAGAACCAAAUUCGGGACCUGAAAAUCUGUUCACUAUGUGCGUAUUUGCUAUGUGCGUGCUAGACUAUUGUUUUCAGGUAUUUAAAAAAUUGUUUUUAUACAUAACUUGCAUUAUAAAACUAAAGGAUAGUAAUUUGCGUUGAGCAGGGAGAAAGAUUUUUUUUUCUCUUAUUUUUGUGUGAUUUUGAUCAAAAGUGAGCACUUUAUAAGGCAUUCGGGGAGCAUGUCUAGUGGUAGGUCCGAUAGUCAGUAGCGUUGUUUGAUACGUUUUGGUGGAUGCUUGACUGUGGACCUGGUUUUACGAUUUGGGCAGCUUUCUCCUUUUGUUUUUCACAAUUUUUUUGGAAAUUUUGUAGUUCUGUAACUGCUGUGAAUGAAGUGGAGAAGAGUUGUGCGUCUUUUUGUAUUGAUUAUCAACGUUGUAAAUAUUUAGUCUUCUCCACACUGUGGGCUGCUUUGACUGCGAGAGAAUGGUGUUGUUUGUUUGUUUAUUUGUCUGUCUGUCUGUUUUUCUGUUUGUUUGUUUAAGGCCAGAGUUGGAUGUGUGCUUGAUGCUCACAGAGAUGUUAGGUCUCCUCUGUCCUCCAUUUCUUCUUCUUAAGUAAUAUAAGGCAGAUAAUUUUUGUAGCGCCUGCUCCCUUUUGCACACAGCUCUAGGUGCCUUUCAUAAAUGCAAGUACAGAAGACAGUUAUUGCGAAAAAAAUUAAUGUGUGUGGCACUGAUGAAAUCAAGCAUUCAUCGAAAUGAUGAGAUCAAAGAAAUCACCUAAUUUUCCAUCUGUUGAGCAGUUUAUAUUGAAUUCCCCCCACACACACCCCAUAAUAUCAGUUCAAAAAUACAUUUCUGUGUAGCUUUUAUUUUUAAAAAUGUACAUUCACAGUUUCUAUGGCAUGGACUUUCAAGCUUUGGCAAAGGGAGGGAAUAAACAAGGAGUGUUUUGAUCAUACAACAAAUCACCCAGAAUUUUUUUUCUUGUAUCCACAUUUGGGUGAUUUACACCAAAAACAGGCAGCGGAUGAAACCAGUCUAUGAUAAACGGAUAGAGAUGUUGUUGUUUGUGUGAAAUGGUCCCAUAACACACUAGAGUGUCCAGGAACAAAUGCAGGGCGACUUGUGUUGGGACUUAACACGUAACUCUUUCUUUACCAAGCGACGGUUCAUCUGUGCCCUUCUUUGCACCUUUUGACUACGUACUGGUAUAAUUUUUGGUAGGGAAAGCAGAUUUGCCCAAUACUCCGAUAAAAUUGGAGUUCUCGGAUUUAAUGAUCAUUUUGUACCCCCGGGGUUGUAUUCUUCACAUUUUAGAAUACUUCUAGUAGGAAGAUAUCUUUGAAACUUUCAGCAUUUCGCAAAAAAUCGUUUUGACAGACUGCUAUGUAAAGUGUACGGAUCGGAUUAAUGAGUAAAUUUCCUCUUUGGAAAGUGAUGGCACAGAGUUCCCCUCAUCCUAUGGAUGAUAAUAAAAAACGGUGUAUGGACUGGGUUUAAAUUGCCUGUGGAAGAACUCUGAUUGGAUUUGCAUAAAUUUUAAUUUUUCUCUUUAUUCCAUUUCUGUCAGGUUGAAUAAGACUUAUUGUAAAUGAAGUGAAAAUUUUUUAAAUUUGAAUUUGUUUGUGUGAAUUUGCACAAACUCCUUUUUUUGGUGGGGUAUUUUGAGGAAAACUCCCUAUUUUUGGUCAUGAGAUGAUUGGUUGGCAGGUGUGGAAAAGGGUGAAUGAUCUGCAGAACUUGCGUGGAAAUAAAAAGUUUAAAAAAAAA
Messenger RNA from Aplysia californica (California sea hare), 2756 nucleotides. RefSeq names its product DAZ-associated protein 2. The record is from RefSeq and is a predicted model, not a curated record. NCBI's taxonomy places the organism in Eukaryota, Metazoa, Mollusca, Gastropoda, Aplysiida, Aplysiidae. The transcript has 5 exons. Bases 191 to 715 code for a protein of 174 amino acids.